Loxodonta africana (African savanna elephant) is the source of this 4279-nucleotide messenger RNA. RefSeq names its product G protein subunit gamma 14 (gene GNG14). Gene Ontology annotation, cellular component: heterotrimeric G-protein complex. The record is from RefSeq and is a predicted model, not a curated record. NCBI's taxonomy places the organism in Eukaryota, Metazoa, Chordata, Mammalia, Proboscidea, Elephantidae. Gene Ontology annotation, molecular function: G-protein beta-subunit binding. Gene Ontology annotation, biological process: G protein-coupled receptor signaling pathway.
CCCCAGGGAAACUGUGAGAUCUUCGAGAGCAGGGUCUGUAUCUCAGGCAUACUCCUAACUGUGCACAUGGUCUGGCCCAGAGGGGGGCCCCUUUAUUCACUGUACAAGGUAUGGAGGUCACACUAUGUAUUGGGCUUGGUGCUCUACGCUGCCAUUUUAGUAUUGAACAAGACACCUGCAGCCCAUAGUCUGUUUGGGGAGAUAGAUCAACAUCGGUUAGGAAAGGAGAGCAAGGGUAACGUUUGAUCCAAGAUCAGAAAGCUGAGAAAGGCCCUACUAUGUGAAAAUGUGAGUGUGGGGGCAGGGAGGAGGACUCCAGGAGAGAAAAGUACUGUGCAAAGGACCUGAGCCUGGAAAUGAGCACACUUUAUUGGAGGAACAGAGAUCCUCCUUGACAUUCCCAUGAGGACCUGAAACUCCACCUCAGUUUCUUCUCCACCUAAAUCUGAUCCUCUGCCAUCAUCCCUGUCUUGGCAAAUGACCCUACCCUCCAUUCCUCUACUUGGCUAAAUACUGAGGUGUUGAACUUGUUGUCUCCCUGUAUGGUAAUGCUAUUCAGCUAUAUGCAUCACCUCCUAAUGGAGUCAGUCUUGCUCUUCCCCGAAGCAUGCUGGGGGUGAAUUCAGGAUGGAGAUGGACUCGAGCUAAGGUACAGGGCCUGGAGUGGUAUGACUGGGCUGGUGGCCAAGGCUGAGGAAUGCCUUAGCAACAGAAGAAAAACAUCUGGGCCUGAACGUGAAGUCCCUGGGAAUGCUGAAUGCCCAAGAACAUGGGAGAAAAUGAUGAGCCUUGGUCCCAGCUGGAAUGGUAUAUAAGCUUGUGUCCGUUGCUAGGCAGUUGUGGAGCACUAAACUGGUCCAGCCACCACCCUGGGGCGUGGUCCCUUAAGUAAGCUUCCCAAUAAACCAUAUAUCAUGAUUGCUGGUUCUAGAGUCUUUCUUCAGUCUCUUAGAGAUGCAGUCGACCUUGGGUUCAGGUGCCACUGGCUUGUUACACAACACUCCCCUUCUCUCAAGCUCCCAUCCAUCCAUCCAUCAGCACACCUGCUAAGCUCUACCUACAAAAUAGGCCCCAAAUCCAGGCACAUACCUCCAUCCUGACCCAAGCAUUCAGUCGCCUCAUAUGCACGCGAAAGCUGGACCGUGAAUAAGGAAGACGGAAGAAUUGAUGCCCUUGAAUUAUGGUGUUGGCAAAGAAUAUUGAGUAUACCAUGGAAUGCCAGAAGAAUGAACAAAUCUGUCUUAGAAGAAGUACAAUCAGACUGAUCCUUAGUAGCAAGGAUGGCGAGACUACGUCUCACAUACUUUGGACAUGUUAUCAGGAGAGAAGGCCAUCAUGCUUGGUAAAGUAGAGGGUCAGUGAAAAAGAGGAAGACCCUCAAUUAAAUGGAUUGACACAGUAGCUGCAGUAAUGGGUUCAAGCAUAACAAUGAUUAUGAGGAUGACGCAGUGUUUCAUUCUGUUGUACAUAGGCUCGCUAAGAGUUGGAACUGGCUGGAUGGCACCUAACAACAUCUCCAUCCCCAUGACCUCCAUGCUGGAUUUCCUCCCCUCGAAUAUCUCUCAGCAGUGGGCAGACAGCUCUUCUGUAGGAAUAAAUCAGAUAGGUCAUUCCUCAUUAAAACCCUCUAACGGUGGCUUUCCCCUUGGAGGGCCUGCUGACCUCCUGGCCCCAUCUCCCCCAUGCUUGCCCUCGCUCACUCUUCCCCAGCUACACCACCUCCUUGCUGUUCCUAGAACAUGCCCAGCACUUCCCUGACCAAGGGCUGGAACAUCCCUUCUCUAACUCCUCCUUCCAGUCUUGGCUCAAAUGUCACCUCCGAGAAACCCUCCCUGAGCACCCCUUCUCGGCCCCACCUUGCUUCUAUAAUGACAUGUGUGUGUGCAUUAUAGUAUGCGUGUUAUUUGCUUGUUGUCCAUCCAUCCCCAGCUAGAACGGCCACUCUGUGAGGGCAGGCUUUGUCUUAUUUCACUGUUGUUCCUUUUGUGCUUUGAGCAGUGCCCAGCACAUAUUACGAUCUCAACAAAUAUACUGAAUGAAUGAAUGACCACAAGGGUGUCAAGGUGGUCAGUGAGGAAUAAGGGAGCAAGAGGCCAAUAGAAAAUGGACUCAAAGACCAGGUAGGCCCCUGUGUGCUGAGGUGAGGAGGAAGGGUCUUAUCCUAAGGGGCUAGGAAGGCUUUGAAGGGUUUUAAGAAAGUGAUCAAAAGACUCGAUUUUUUUUUUUUUUUUUUUAACAGAUUCCCAUUGGCUGCUUGGAGAAUAGGGAGGGGAGAGGGCCGGAGCUGAAGACUAGUGGAGAUGGGAGCUGGGCCAGGAGGGGAUCAACAAGGGUGGAGAGAAGUGACCAGACUCAGAACCUAAUUUGAAGGUUACCUAAUGGCACUGGAGGGAGGAUCAGAUGUGGGGAUACUGGAAAGAGGAAUGAAGAAGGACUUGGAGAUUUUAGUUUGAGCAAUUGGGAGGACGGUGGUGAGCUUUCAUCGGGGACAGGAGGUCUGUGGGAAGACAAUCCAGACUCUCAUCUUGGCAGAGUUCGGUUUGAGAUGCCUGAGAGAUGCUGUGAGGAGGGAGGUGGGAGGUGGGCCCUCAGAGGUGGGAUGGGGACAGAGGAAACCAUCACCCUAAGUGAGUGGAUUGAGUCGUCUGUGGUUGUGAGUAUAGAUAGAGAGGAGAAGCAGGGGCUGCAUCCAGGUGGCCAGGGCCUUCGCACUCCCCCAGCCCCAAGGGCUUGGUCCCCUAGGGACCUGGUGACAUGUGACACUAGGACAGUCACCCAGCCGCCCGGGGCCUCCUGGGGCACAGACUCCCUUGGCAGAGGCAACUGCUGCUUAAUGGUGACAUUUCACUUCACGAGCAUCCUGGCUUCAAAGUCUCUGCAGGAGUGGGAGAGGGAGCGGUGGGGGUUGGAGAAGCCAGGCCAGUGUGGGGGAAGGAACUGGGCCAGAGCAGGGCUGGUGAUAGAUCUGGCAGCCAGGCAUUUGCUGACAGAAGUCCUCAGCUGAGGUACCAGGGGUCUGGGAGUGGCCCCCCUCCCCCACAGUCCCCAAGGGACGCAGAGUUGUGGGGCCCCUUGAGUGGUCCUAGGGCUCAGGGUCUGAUGUUGGGCCCUCUGACCACACCCCUGCUCAUCCUCCCCCAGAUGUCUGGCAAGGUGGCCAUUGGCAGUGAUAUUGGGCAGGCCCGUCGGGCUGCAGAGCAGCUGCGGGUGGAGGCAGGCAUCGACCGCGUAAAGGUGAGGGGCAGGGCAGGGCAGGGCAGGAGGUGGGGAGGUGAGGGCACAUCUGGGCUGAGGGGGCAGGUGAACAGCCAGGUCUGGCUGACUGGGUUGGUCUGCAGGUAUCCAACAGCCGCCGACCUGCUGCAGUUCUGCAUGGAGCAGACCAAGAGUGAUCCCUUCCUUGUGGGUCUUCCAGCUGCCACCAAUCCCUUCAAGGAGAAGAAGACCUGCGCCAUCUUAUGACCCUGCGGCCUACAACCCAGGGCGCCUCAAUAAACAUGAAGUGAAUGUUCCUCAGGGCAUGGCUGGGCUGGGCUAACAUGGGGGCACGGAGGGGGCUGUGGCCUUGCCAGGGCCAGGCGCACACGUGGCCCAGCCUCUCUCCCUCUUUACCUCCAGGGUCACCACCAAAGCGGCACACACACAUCCUGGACAGAAGAGCAUGCACCUACCACCCAUCCCACCCUUACCCCACACCUAUGGGAUAGUAUACAUGGCUUUACGCUCCCACUGUGCACACACCAGGUUAGAGUCAUAAUCUGCACGCCCACAGGUCUCACACACACACACACACACACACACAUUACAUGCACACAUACCACACACAUUUCACACCCCCCCACACAGCUCUCUCAUUCACACACACACGUACCUCUCUCACACACACAUACACACGCACAUGCUUGUGUCUCACACACACAGGUGAGAACAUAAAACAAGUGCCCACGGUCCUCAAGUCUCUCUUCCUCACACACACCCUCACAGGCCUGCAGAGACACAUAGACAAGGUUACCAUAGUAACAAACACAGCCAAACCUGCCUACCCAGUGACACAACGAUACACAUGAUCACUCAUGUGACUCAUGAAAUACACUGUUGGUGUGCACAGGCACACACAGACACAAGUUAUGGAAACAAGCACCUGCAGCUUCCACACCCAGUGCCACCAACAUGUACGGCCCAGCCCUUACACACUGUCUCUCAAUGUUCACUCACACACACACCCCUACAGCAGCCCACCCCCAAGCAGACACUAGUGGGGCUACACCAACCUCACAGU